CCAUCCUUUGAGAAGGGAAAGCCCAAUUAGUCCCAUAUCAGCCCAUAAGAUAAUGCCUGAACGGCCCAAGAUUGACAAAAACAGAAACUACCAGCCUGCUAAAACCUUCACAAAGUGAAAAGAAAACAAAAAAAACAUGUCUUAAUUCUCUCUCUCUCAUCAUGGCUUUAUAUUGUGGGGAUGGAGAAAGGAUCUUUUAUUUCUUUGAAUCAAGAAAAUUGAGCUAAAAUUAGAAAAAACCCAGUUCAGAUAUUUGGGGUUUUGUUGCUGUUGUGUGUAUAUAUAUAUAUAAGACAAGAAACAGAGAGGAGAAGAAGAAGAAGAAGAAGAAUAUGGUAUUCUUGAUGGGUUUAAGUUUGCAGUGCAUAAUGGAUUUGAUGGUGGCAGGUUUUUCUUUAAUGAUAGGUUUUAGUAUUUUUGCUUUCAUUGCUUCCAUUCUUUGCAGUGCUGCUUUUCUUCAUAAUGCCAAGGAUGUUUCUUGAAUCUCCUUAUUAUCCAAAAGGUGCUCAAGUUUGAAAAUCUUUUGAUAUGUUUCUCAAUAAAAGCUGGGCAUUUGCAGUUGUAGAGGCAAUUCUAGACCUCACUUGUAUGUAUAUCAAAGAGAAAUGUUGUACUUCUUCCAGCUUUCAACAAUAAAAGGCAAAAGGAAACUAAUUUCUUUUUGAAUUGCCAUGUCCUCCUUCACCAAAAUCUUUUUGGGUUUGUUUGCUUUUUAAUUCUGUGCCUGCAUCUGUUAGGAGAAUUAACAAAAGUCUUUCUUGUUGUGGCUCCCAUUUGCAUUCUUGGGUUGUGAUCAUCUGUUAGAAGUUGGAAGUGAUUUGCAAGUGCUCAAGCAUGCAUGCCUAUUUAAAGCUUGCGUUGCAUGUUUGAACUCCAAUUUGGGGAGCUAAACUACUGCCAUAUAUAUCAGAAAGAGUCAAAGACUCGUCAAAGGAGGCCAUUAGUGACCGGGGUAUCAUCAAAACUGAGUUUCACAAUGCUACCAUCAUCACCAAAUGAACCCAAAAAUCAGAACUUUAUUAGUAUGUACCAAAUAGUAUUAAAGGACUAGGAAGGAAAAAAAAAAAAAGAUCAUUCUGUAUUAUUUCUUCUUUUUCUGUUUUCUAGAAUACACCAUUCCUCGGAUCCCAUCAGGAUCCGCAACAAACCCCAAAGGCCUAUAAAACCCGAGCACUCGUGGCUCCGAAUACAAAGCAAUGUUGACAAUCCCCUUCUCUAAUAGCUCCUCUACUAGUCUCUCCAUCACAGCCUUCCCUAACCCAAUGCCUUGGUAGGAAGGGUCAACCACCACAUCCCAAAUAAUGGCGUUGAAAACAUUAUCCCCUGUUGCUCUAGCAAAUGCAACAGGCUUCUGAGUCUUCUUGUGUUCAACCCAAAGGAGGGAGCUCGUGUUCUCCAAUGCGAGUUUGAUCUUCUCAGGAUCCCGCUUGGGGAACCCGACUGCUACGAAGACGGAGUUGAGGUGGUCUAGAUUGAGGUCGGAGAAUGUGCGGCGUAGAAGGAAGCCUCGAGACUCAAGGGCCUCGUCGGAGAUGGAGUAUUUGUUACUCACAGUGAAGGUGGACGGGAUGGAAACAGGGGCAAAUUGGUGGGGAAGAAGGGAGGUCUUGAGGUGGAGAGAAGGGAGAGGAUUGGAGAUAAUGCCACGCAGAAGCAUUGUCUUGUAAGUUUGCUUCUUGCUUCGUCUUCUAUAGUAAGGAGGUCUGUGAUGGUGCUGAUUGAUAAUGGCUGAUUAUGGGUAUGGUUUGAAGUUGGAACUUGUGGCUGUUGUUUUACCGUUAUCUUCUAGAUUGCGCGGGAUAUUUGUGGGGCUGCUGCAGCUGAAAAUGUAAAAGGAAAAAGAAAAAAGUUUUUUCUUCAAUGUCUAUACCUGACAAUUUAUAGUA
Molecule: messenger RNA, 1886 nt
Organism: Ricinus communis (castor bean)
Lineage: Eukaryota; Viridiplantae; Streptophyta; Magnoliopsida; Malpighiales; Euphorbiaceae
Exons: 2
Coding region: 333-482 (49 amino acids)
Source: RefSeq, a predicted model, not a curated record